This is a messenger RNA of Daldinia vernicosa, 1245 nucleotides long. RefSeq lists its product as uncharacterized. The coding region runs from base 400 to 1227 and encodes 275 amino acids. The record is from RefSeq and is a predicted model, not a curated record. The transcript is spliced from 3 exons. Lineage: Eukaryota; Fungi; Ascomycota; Sordariomycetes; Xylariales; Hypoxylaceae.
UUAGGCCUAGCCUAUAGCCGGAAUAUGAAUUCCUUUACGGAAGCAAUUCUCAAAACAGGCCGGACUACUCAAAGUAGCGACUUGAUCCUACUUGGAAUACCUACAGCUCAAUCUCCGAGCAUCGGCUACUUUCAUACCAUUCGUCCACGGAUCCUAGCCAACGUUCGGUGAAACCCCCUUGCCUUAGCUGAAUGUUUGCAUGCAUUUCCCGGUUACCCUCUGUUAAGCUUACUUGUGUCCAAGAUACAUAUCUAUAAGACGGCGGGAGCCGCUGUCACCUUUCACUUUGAAUUUACUUGUUUUCGUAUCGAUCUCCCCUCAUAGCCGGACACUUCGAAAUAAGUCACUCGUUCUAAUUUUAACCAACACGUUCGUUCUUUUGGACAUACAACUGCCAAAAUGAUUGUAGCUCGCUGGACUUUCGGAGCAAUCCUUGCCGCCACCGCGGCCUCCGCCUCUACGGACGAGCUUCAGUUCUUUGCUCGUCUGCUCAAGCGUCAGGACCCUGGGUCUCCUUCUUACAACUGCCACGAUAACUGUGGCCAAGCUAUUAUCCAGGGAAGAAACAGCGAGGAUGUAUGCAAUGACGAUAUCUUCCUAGCCGACUACAAGGCCUGCUUGCAGUGCGCCGGACCCGACAACGAGGACAUCUGGCAAUACUACGGGAAUGCCCUAACAAAGAGCGCAAGUUCAUGCGGCCUAUCAACGUCGCCUCUUUCCGGUGAACAACCCGAUGUGGGGCCGGCGGUUCCCGCCGGUUCUUCCAGUGCGACAAGUGCGUCGGAAUCUGCUUCACCUACUGCAUCCGCCACCGCGACCUCCAAGUCCGAGGCCUCUGAGACUGAGGCGCCGACUCUUACCGAGGUCCCUACCGAGACUCCUACCGGGGCCCCGACUGAAACUCCCACUGAAGCUCCUACCGAAGUAUCAACCUUUACCGGGUUCCCGACAGAGACACCCACUUUUGGUUCCAGCACCCAGGAAGUAACUCCAACCGAGUCAGCACCGGCUUCUUCCGUCACCGAAUCCGCAUCGGCGACGAGCGCUUCCUACACAGCCUUAACCACAAACACCCCCACGGGCACCAGCAGCGGAUACGGAAAUGGAACAGCACCCACCUCAUCCGGAGUUGUCGUAGCCGACAAUGGCGCCAAUUCCUUCUCCGGCAGCGCCAUUGGCUUCUACGGUGCGCUGGCGCUCGGUGCUCUAUAUGCCGUCGCGCAGUAGAUGUGGCACAGAAGGGAG